Messenger RNA from Symbiodinium sp. CCMP2592, 1854 nucleotides. The record is from the annotation of a GenBank genome assembly. Lineage: Eukaryota; Dinophyceae; Suessiales; Symbiodiniaceae.
AUGAAGCUGGAGGACUUGUUCAUCGACUACCUGCGUGCUGGGGGGUCCUGGCUCGAGUCGACCUUGGUGGUUUCGACCACUACGUCGAAGUCCAAGGAGAUGCAGGCUGAGGAGGUGUUCGUCAAGUACAUGGACCUGAAGAAGCAGCAUGGCGCCGUGACUGCGAAGAUGAUACGGGACGAAAAACGUCUGUUGCAGGAGGAGCAGGACAAGCGGAAGCUGAUGCCGAACGAGGAGCCCCCGCUGCCUUUCGUGUUUGCUCACCCUGAUCUUCCGGGAAGCGAGGACUGGGAGAUGAUCCGGGUGUUUGACACCGCGAAGGUUGUCGCCACAGACAAGAGGACACAGGAGGCCCAGCUCUCCACGGGGCCCAUGGAGCUGGAUGGCCAGCAGACAAGUGUGCCAGCAGCCCUCGGCUACACUGCUGGAUCCGGGAGCUCGAGUACUGGCCUGGCUCUCGCUGCUGGUCCUGUGCUACCGCAACCCCAAGGCCUCCGGAGCUUGGGCUCGAAGGAGUCCAUGGAGAAGGAGGCGGAGCAGCUGAAGAAGAUGCGAAAGCAGGGCAAAGGCGGCACAGCCGGGCAGGUGAGGACCAAGGCGAAGCAGGUGAGCGACAAGCUCACCGAAGCAGAUGAGUUGAUCCAGAAGGUGGUGGAGUGUGGGCACCUGUCCCAGCCGCUUCGCAAGGGCUAUGCGGAUGAGCUGUCGAUGCACAAGCAGACCCUUUCGGAGCACAUCGCCAAGCUGGAGGCUGACGACUUCGAUAAGGGCAGCGCCGAGACGGUGCAGCAGGCUUUCGAGGAGCUUACCGAGAAGCUCAAGGCCUACUCGGAUUCCGCUUCGAUGAUCAAGACGAAAGUUGACCUCAGCUUGACGGGCGCGGUGGAGAUGCUCCGAGAGGGCCACAAGGAAGUAGCCUCUACGGGUGGCACAUUGGGCCGGCUGGCUGAACGGCUCAGACGAGCUGGGAAGCUACCGGUCAUCCUCCCCCACGAGCUGCUAUGCUAUCUACGUGAUGAGAAGAUUCCUGAGGGGGAGGUUGAUGUGGAUGCUGUCCGUACCUACUGGCAGCAUUGCAAGCGAUACAUGGCUUGGGCGGGACAACACCCGGGGGCUGAUGAGUCGCUGGGCCCAUGUGUCCCCUUAUGGCUGUAUGGAGAUGACAUCCGGCACAGUGUGCGGGAGAAGCUGACAGCUUUUUAUAUGGGACACGUGUUGUCGAAAACUACAUUUUCGAUGAGGAAUCAUUUUCCGAUCUUCGUGAUACGGGAGGCCCUGAGCUGUGGCUUCGAAACGAUCCAAGCCUACCUUCGUCCUGUAGUGGCUUCGCUGAAUGUGUGCUUGAGUGGCUUCCACCCGGAGAAGCCAGUCCUCAGAACAAAUGGGGAUUGUGAAUGGCCGGACUGUGUGCCGACUACCGAUCAUGAUCGACCGCUCGUGCUGAAGAAUGGCCAGCCAGUUCGAUUUGCAAUGACAGAAUUGCGAGCGGAUUGGAAGUUCCACAAGGAUAGUCUUAGGCAUUCUCAACCGCUGUUCCAGGCCAAGCAUCUGCGAUCAAAGAAUGGCUCUGAAGUAGAAUUGGCAGCCAAAGCGUACAACGCUCGUGUCGUGACGAGCUGGUUGGCUGACUUUGUCGUGAACCUGCUUCAUGAAGACUCACAAAUUGCUCGUGUGGAGUACUGCCAGAAUGCCUCCCUCACCGCCUACGGACUGAACUUCCGCAUGUACCAUACAUUUGCAUCCGAAGAUGCAAAUGGCCGUUUGGUUCGUGUCUUCGCUAAAAUAUGGUGGUCUGCUGCAAUUAAUAUAAUCAAGCAUGCAUGCAUGGUGAGCAGCAGCACAGCUGAGGCAUAG